CUAAAGUAAAAUUCGAAUCAGAAAUUAUUCAUAGUGUUGUAAUCAAAAAAUAUCAAUCAAAAAUGGCUAAAUUUAUUACACGUUUACUCAGAAGUGUCAAGAAGAAAUUUGGAAUAAGAAAAAAUAUUAAGGUGACAUUAGUAGACAGUGAAUCACAGACUAUUAUGGUGACGGAAGAUGUGAUGAUUCAAGUAGAAUGUGUACCACAAUCACAUAACUUAGUUUCACAAGUUGAAGGGGUUAAAGUCGCUACUUCUCAGACAUCGAUAUUAUUUUCUGACAAAUUUACUCAGACUCACUUUAUUGCUGUGUUUAAUACGUCUGAAACGCAAACAGACACAUUCGAUUUGACAAAUUGUGGAACACAAACUGAUCUAUUGUCAAAAAAUAUAAUUUCAAAAUCCACGGCAGAACCUCAUGAAUCAAUUUCACAGUGUUGCAUCUUGCCAAUUUCAAAUGAUCCUCAUUUGGACACUUUGAAAGAAAUGUCUUUAAAAGUUGAUAAAGCAUCAACUUUAAAUUGGUCAAAAUCUCCAUUGGAAGAUACACAGUUAUAUUCGCAAGAUGAUAUUGUGGAUGGACAUAAUGGAACUCAAGUCGAUAACAGACCAAAAUUAUAUAUGUUAGAAAAUUUGCCUCAACUCGAUUUGGCAAAUAAUUGUAGCUAUCACAUGAGAGUACUGUACUCUCAAAAAGAUUAUUUUUGCAUGACAAAAGUUGUUGAUGAACAUAUCGUAAGGUCUAUGGAAAAUAAAAUGACUAAAUGUUAUAGACAGCCUGUUUUUCAAAAUUUCAAUUACAAACCACAAAUAAAUGAACUUUGUGCAACUAAAUAUGGAGAUGGUAGAUGGUAUAGAGGAAUUUGUAGAUCUGUUGAAGAAAACGUGAACGGGGAAGAGACUUAUGUAAUUAAUUUACUUGAUUGGGGAGAAUCAGUUACUGUGAAAGCUGGCCAAUUACGUAGGUUGAAGAUGUGUUUUAUGAAAAAUCCACCUUUGGCAGUUAAAUGUACCAUAUUAGGGACAAUUUUUAAAAAUGUGUACAAAAAUUAUUUGAUGAAAAGUUCAGCAUAAUACAAGACAGUUUUCCAAUUAUAACAACCUCAAUCAUGUCGAAAUUAAGAAAGUG
This is a messenger RNA of Daktulosphaira vitifoliae (grape phylloxera), 1128 nucleotides long. RefSeq lists its product as uncharacterized. Lineage: Eukaryota; Metazoa; Arthropoda; Insecta; Hemiptera; Phylloxeridae. The transcript has 6 exons. The record is from RefSeq and is a predicted model, not a curated record. The coding region runs from base 63 to 1073 and encodes 336 amino acids.